Prorocentrum cordatum is the source of this 2808-nucleotide messenger RNA. Lineage: Eukaryota; Dinophyceae; Prorocentrales; Prorocentraceae. The record is from the annotation of a GenBank genome assembly.
AGCCAUAUUGUAUGGCUUUCGGCAGGGCCGCGCCAUGUGCGGCCUAGCCACUUGAGUAGUUUUUUGGGAGUGUAGAUAGGGCAAGCAAGUUAAGUGUUUGCGCGUGCAAUGCACCGCCAUGAGAUCUUACGGCUUGCAGAAGAGGGUGGCGACAGCAGCGAUGGUGUUGGCUCCAAGCGCAGAAGUGAUGUUGCGCCCAGCUUCAUUGCAGCUGGCGCGACCCGCUGUCUUCUGGCAUGCGCCCUGGCCGCGGCCUCCAGCUCGCUGACCGCGUACUUUGCUGCGACGGUGCACCGACCAGCGACGGCCCGUUUAGGGCACGGCGCCACGAUCACGCUGGAGAAGCUAGAGUUUUCCACGCGGCCUAACACAGGCUGUGACAACUGGAGGAGCAUCGUCGUGAUCAAGGACAGCAAGCCGACCGCCGAGGAGUGCUACGGCGUCUGCGCCAGCACCGACGGCUGCCGGAGCGCGGGGUACCAGACGAAGGACUGCCCCGGGAACGGACUGCAGCAGGGCAGCUGCUUCAUUUACGGCGGCGACUGCGAGACGACGGACGACGACUGCUGGGAUCUGGUUUCGCCGCCGGAGCCCGAGCCCGAGGGGCCCGAGGAGCCCGAGGGGCCCGAGGAGCCCGAGCCCGAGGCCACGACCUCGCAGCAGCCGGCCGAGGCCGCCGCGCGGGCCCUGCGCCGCCCCGGAGAGGCCUUCGACGCGCCGCCGGCCGAGGCCGACACGCCGGCCCGCCGCCCCGGAGAGGCCUUCGACCCGCCGCCGGCCGAGGCCGACGCGCAGUCCCAUGCGGCCGAGGCCGCCCCGCCGGACUCGGACACGGCUACCGCGAACAAGACCACCCCGCACACGGCCGGCUUCGGCUGCGGGAAUUGGAGGAGUUUCCAGGUGGGCAGCUUUCACAAGGGGCUCUCCGCCGACGAGUGCGGCGAGGAGUGCCAGGCGACCACGGGCUGUCAGUCCUACACCUUCCAGCCGAACGCCGAGUGCGACGGAGACGGUAGCGGCGAGGGAGCCUGCAUGCUCUUCGUAGGCAAAAACUGUUCCCUGGUACAGGACGACUGCUGGGAUUACUACGAGUUGCAGACCCAGGAUUCCCAUUGUAAUAGCGCGGCUCCUCUGGCAGUGCCAGAGACCAGAGCCGAGGUCAGUGCUUGGGCAGCGGACCUGGUUAGCCAGAUGACGAAUACAGAGAAGUGGACAAUGGUCAGGGGCACCAUGAACAAAGGUUCUUGGGUGGGCAUGAUUAAGGGUAUUCGACGGCUUGGUAUACCACCACUGACGAUGCAGGACGGACCGCAAGGCUUCCGGACCACGUCGCGGGAGCUUGUCGGCCAAGUGACGUCAUGGCCGUGCGCACUCGCUGUUACCGCCACAUGGGAUGCCAGAGCAAUGCGUCGAUGGGCUCAGGCGAUGGGCCAAGAGUUCAAAGCGAAGGGAGCUAGCAUCGCACUCGGCCCAGGUGUCAACGUGAAUCGCGUUGCCGUGAAUGGGCGGAAUGCCGAAUACAUCUCUGGCGAAGACACUUACCUUGCGUCAAAGUUGGUGGGAGAGUUUGUCCAGGGAAUGCAGGGUGAGGGCGUAGCUGCUGUGGUAAAGCACUUUGUGAACAACGAGCAGGAGGACGAUCGUACCGAGGUAGACAUAAUCAUUGACGAGCGCACUCUUUGGGAGGUUUAUUACCCACCUUUCCAAGCUGCUGUGGAUGCCGGUGUUGCCUCGGUGAUGUGCUCUUACAACUCAGUGAACGGCCACCCCGCGUGCGAGAACAUCAAGACUCUUCAGGAGGACCUCAAGGGAACCAUGGGCUUCGAUGGAUUCGUGAUGAGCGACUGGGACGCGAUCAAGACGACCCAUGGUGCGGCGGCUGGUGCAGAUCAAGAUCUACCUGCAGGCACCUUCUUCACCGACGAGGUCCUCGAGAAUCUUUCGAGCACUCGCCUGAACGACAUGGUGCAGCGCGUGCUCCAAGGCAUGGCGCGGGCGUGGGCCGCGAGCCCCGACGGCCUGUGCGCCCCGGGGUGUGCCUGCGGCCACGCCCACGGCGUCGUAGAGGACAGCAAGGCCACCGCCCCGCUGCUGGCAGAGCACCGCACGCUGGCCCAGGACCUGGCCUCGCAGGGCGCCGUCCUCCUGAAGAACGAGCGGGGCGCCCUGCCGCUCAAGGCCGCCGGGAAGGUCGCGGUCCUCGGCAGGGCCUGCGACGCGCGCCACAACAUCAGCCUCGAUGACUGGCUGGAUAUGGACUACUAUGUCGUUGGCGGCUCCGGGAGGGUCGCGGCGACGAACGCCACGUCCGUGGUGCAAGGGCUGAGGAAGUCCAACCUCACCUUGGAGGAGAGCCUCGUGAACGACCUGAAGCUGGCGAGAUUUGCGCUGGCAGGGUCGCAGGUGGCAGUAGUGUGCGGCGGGGUUUCGUCCACGGAGAGUUUAGACCGCAAGAACUUGUCGCUGAAUGAGGACAUGUUCAUAUUUCGUGUAAUAUCCAUCGCGUCGGAGCUGCAGGUGCCUGUCGUGGUGGUUGCCCUGGCACCAGGGCCCGUAGUCAUGGGCUGGAGACACGAAGCAUCGGCGGUUUUGCUGAUGUUUCUGUCUGGAGAGCGCACUGGUGAUGCUGCCGCGGCGGUGAUGACUGGCCAGGUGAACCCGUCCGGCAGACUCCCAUUGACGAUUCCAGUAUUCGAGUCAGAUCCUGUGCCUCAUUGCAGUUGCCUUAGAGUCUUAGAGUCUGUGAUUCUGUCACCUAAGCUUGUCGAUCGCAGCCCCCAGAUUCGAUCAUCAUGGUUCGAGAUGUGA